CCGGGAAACCAGCUGAGCUGAGCAAGCAGCAUCCCGUCCGGCCGGGUUUGAGUUCGUUUCGUUCAAAACAGGCGGGCUAUUUGUCUCGGCGCCCACAGGGAAUCCCGAUGCCGCGCGGAGGCUGAAACGCAUGCAUAUGCAUGCCAGCCCGCGCCUCCCACCCGGCGCUUGCCACCUUGCGCCCGCCCGGUUGGCCGCGCCUGCGCGCCCCCGGCCUCGGCCUCGCCCCGACGGGGGGGCGUUGGCGUUGCCUCCUCCCCCACCUGCACCCCAUUUCAGAGCCCGCUCGCCACUUGUCACCGCGCGCGCCCCGCCUCCGCGUCUCCGCCCGCCCGCCCCAUCCGGCUAUAAAAGCCUCGCCCGCCCCAACCCUAGACGCCGUCGUCGUCGCCGCCGCCGCCGCCACUGCCGCUGCCGCUACCUCCUCGCUCACCGGCAUGGCCGGCAUCAACAAGCGCCGCACCUCGCCGGCCUCCACCUCCUCUUCCUCCGGCGGCGACGUCUUGCCGCAGCGGGUCACCCGGAAGCGUAGGUCCGUCCGCCGCGGGGCCCGGACCGCCGCCCGGAGGCCGUCGUCGGCGCCUCGACCUAUAAAUGAACUGGACUUGAAUACAGCUGCUCUUGAUCCGGAUCAUUAUGCUACAGGAUUGAGAGUUCUUCUUCAGAAGGAGCUCCGAAAUAGCGAUGUAAGCCAGCUUGGGAGAAUUGUUCUCCCAAAGAAGGAGGCGGAGUCUUACCUCCCUAUUCUGAUGGCAAAGGAUGGAAAGAGUUUAUGUAUGCAUGACUUGCUAAAUGCACAACUUUGGACCUUCAAGUAUAGAUAUUGGUUCAACAACAAAAGCAGGAUGUAUGUGCUUGAAAAUACUGGAGAUUAUGUAAAAGCUCAUGACCUUCAGCAAGGAGACUUCAUUGUGAUAUACAAAGACGACGAGAACAACCGCUUUGUCAUAGGAGCAAAGAAGGCAGGAGAUGAACAGACUGCCACUGUGCCCCAAGUCCAUGAGCAUAUACACAUCUCUGCCGCACUGCCAGCUCCACAAGCGUUCCAUGACUAUGCAGGCCCCGUUGCGGCAGAAGCUGAUAUGCUCGCGAUCGUGCCACAAGCUGAUGAGAUAUUCGACGGCAUACUGAACUCCCUGCCAGAAAUACCAGUAGCGAACGUCAGGUACUCCGACUUCUUCGACCCGUUCGGUGACUCCAUGGACAUGGCAAAUCCCCUGAGCUCCAAUAACCCCUCGGUCAACCUGGCCACACAUUUCCAUGACGAGAAGAUCGGGAGCUGUUCGUUCCCCUACCCAAAAUCCGGGCCUCUGAUGUGAGAUCCAGGCAGAAAAGCAAUCUGCUGGGUCAAACCAUCCAUUCCCCCCUGCAUGGAACUCAGAGAUCCCCUCCUUGACGCCAUUGCUGUACAUCCAAAUAAUUGGCGUCCUCAUUUUGUAUGUUUACUAGUAUAUGAUUGGGUAACCGUGUUGUUUAUGUGUAAAAGGGUAACUCUGCAAAACUGAACUGAACAUUUUACAUCAGAUGCAACGCUGCGACGAGGCUCUGGUGUUUCUCGCACCUCGUGAAUGUGCAGGUACAAUGGUAGUACAUAAACGAAAGAACAUCCUGUGCAUUGCCUUCU
Sorghum bicolor (sorghum) is the source of this 1624-nucleotide messenger RNA. Its product is annotated as B3 domain-containing protein LFL1. Gene Ontology annotation, molecular function: DNA-binding transcription factor activity; DNA binding. The record is from RefSeq and is a predicted model, not a curated record. Lineage: Eukaryota; Viridiplantae; Streptophyta; Magnoliopsida; Poales; Poaceae. The transcript has 7 exons. The coding region runs from base 141 to 1319 and encodes 392 amino acids.